AAGCAUUAAAAUCAAUAUGGAUGUCCACUGAUAGAGACAUAUCAAUCGCCGAGAACUCGGCAUUACGAAAACGAUACCGUAAUUUCCUAAGAACUCUCUCUGAGGAACGAGAUAGUGAGCGGGGUAGAACUGCGACUUUACUGUUACAGGAGGUAUGGGGUGCCGUUCCUACAGUGCAACAUUCUGUUGUCAUACAGCUCUGGGGGGUGCCGUUCCUACCUGGGGACGAAACACAUGGGGUAAAGGAAUUCUGGGAAUGCGUCAAUCUUGAUAAGAAAGUGACAAAAGAACGG
This is a messenger RNA of Paraglomus occultum, 293 nucleotides long. NCBI's taxonomy places the organism in Eukaryota, Fungi, Glomeromycota, Glomeromycetes, Paraglomerales, Paraglomeraceae. The record is from the annotation of a GenBank genome assembly.